GGCAGUGCGCGCGAUAAAAUUCACGGCGCGUUCCCUCGUCGUCCGUGCUCGCCGCCGUCGUCCGUGCUCGACAACCGUCGCGCGCAACGUUCCCCAUUUCGUACAGAGGUGUUCGCCGACGGCCGUCUUCCGCGAGUCUCUUAUCGCACAGUAAGGCGUCGUCGUCGGGUUUCACGCGUUUUUACCACGGAUUUCGGCCCCGACGAGGCGUCACGGUUUUCGAGCGCCGACGUCGUUUUUUUACUUUCGGAUCUGUCGUCGUUGGUUUUUUUUUUCCCAUUGCCACCCUGCGAGACCCGCAAAUGUCGUUGGGCCGAGUUCAGUACACCGCAAAUGCCACGGCACAGAAUCAUCAACCAAUCACUUACAGAACAUGCUGAAAAUACACAAGGGAUUAAAAAAAAAGAAGAAAAAUAAGAAAAAUAAACAUAAAGAAGAAGAACUUUUCAACGAAGAAGAACUUGAAAAAUAUCGUCGAGAACAUCAGGAGGGAAAAGUAGCCGAAAGUGAAAAAGACGGCCAAGAAGAGUGGCAGAAAUUUAAAGCAAUCACUGCUGGAAUUGAUGAUGUCUUAAAAAAAACACAAGGAGAUCUUGAUCGUAUCAAAACAAACAGUUUUUUUCAAAGAAAACCUACACAGACUGAACUCAAAGCCGUCGAAGAUAAGCUUGAAGCGGAAAGAAGAGAAAGAAUAAAAGAAGAAGCCCGCCUAAAAGCUGAAGCCGAGGCUCUAACUGUCGCUAAAGCAGUAGAGGAAGCAGCGGCUUGUGCUCCAGUUGAAGAAGAAUCGUCAUCAGAAGAAUCAGAUAAUGGUGAUGAUAUAUUUGACACUUCUUAUGUCGAUGUUAUAACAAGUGGAGAAGUAAAACUUGCAUACAUUCCAGAAAGUCCAACUGAAGAAAACCCAGAGUUUGAUCCAUUUGAUACAUCUAUAGUAGACAAAGUUAUCCAACCUAAUCCAUCUAAAAAGAACAAAAGAUAUAUAAGUCUUGGGUGUGCGGUUGAAGUUCUUUCCGGAAAGGAAGUUGAUAUAAAUCCCGAGGUAUUCAGGUCAACUGCUGUACGAAAAAGACCUAAACCUGUAAAUUUACUAUUGGAGAGUUUUGACGAAAGCAGUUCAAUCGCAAAACUUGUAGAUGAUAAGCCAUUAAAAACUUUGCUUGACGACGAUCCAGAUUUACCUACCGACGCAUUACCGUUAACAAUAGUUACUCCUAUUGAGAUAAAACCACAGCCGAUUAAAAAAGAAAAUACCAAAACUCCCGAACAAGAUAUUAGUCAAAUUAUCAACGAGUUUGAUUCACCACUUAUUUUAUCUGAAACUACAAAUACACAAUUAGACCUUGAUGACGAUAUUGAUGACGAGUUUGCUGCAUUAGCUGCUGAAUCAUUGUCAAAAUCGCCUUUACCUGAGGACAUAGAUCCCUUUGAUACGUCAUUCGCAGAUCAUCUUGUGCCUGGAAUAAACAAUCUCAACAUUGAAAGUGAACAAACCAACCAACAAUCUAACGAUAAGGUAGCGGAAAAAGAAUUUUUUGAAGUCGUAAGACCACUAAGUCUUGAACAUAGAGAUUUAUUGGGUGGGAGUACAACUGAUUUAUCAGUUAUUGGACAUAAUCCAAUCGAACCCCAUAAUCCGGCAACUGAACCAACUCAUAUUGAUCCGUUUGAUACAUCUAUUGCAGAAAGCUUGUUACCCGGAAAAGGAGAAUUAAAAUUACUUGAAAAAGAACUAUUAGAAGAUACUAAAACUAUCAGUAAAAAAAUAAUUAUUGAAGAAGACGACGAUUUUGAUCCAAGGGCUGAGGAUAUUGUUCGACCAGCUGAACUUAAUCUAAAAGAAAAGAGAGUCAGUAUACCAAAGGUAACAUUUGCCUUAGAAAAAGAUUUGUUAACUGACGACCAUCACGGUGAGCUGCAUGUAGCAAAACCAUUGACUCCGUAUUACCCACAGGACCAAUCAAACGAAGACAAUUCUGAAAUCGAUCCAUUUGACACAUCAUAUGUGAAACACGCGCCGGGAGAAGUAGAAUUAAAACUGUUAGAAAGCGAAUUAGUGGAAACUGAACCAAAAAGUACAGAUAUACUGACUGAAGAAGAAUUUAUACCUCAUAUUCUCCAUACACCUGUUGAACCAGAGAUUGCUGUUCCUGAAGAAAUUGAUCCUUUUGACACUUCAUUUGCAAACGACGCUGUGCCAAGUCAAACGGAAAUAAAAUUAUUAGAAUCUGAAUUUAUACAUAAAUAAUCGGCGAACCCAUUCCUAAUUGAUGACUCAGCAUCUACCUUGACCGAUAAUAAUAAUACUUUUAAUCCAUUCUUAACUAAUGCAUCGGCAGAAUCAGAAUCUCAUAAUGAUAAUCCUUUCUUUUCAACAUUCGGUGCUUCAAGCGCCAUCCCAGACAAUACAAAUCCUUUUUUGGCCUUCACACAAAAUCCUGAACCAGCUCAAUCAGUGGGUGAUCUUUUGGGAAUUAAUGACACCUCCCAAACUACUGUAAUAGAUGAAGCAUCAAAAAUGAAACCUCCACCGCCAAGACCAGCUCCGCCAAAAAGACCACCACCAAGACCAACACCACCACCUCCACCUUCGCACGAAGCUAAAGAACUAAUUCUCAGUGUAACAGGAGAGAUGGAUGCAACUUCAUCACAUUUAUUGGACAGAUUAGGAAAAACUCCGAGUCCUACUCCAAUGCGAGACCUAUUAACUCCUAGCCCCACGCCAACAGCGGACCUAUUAGGGUGUGAUGACCUUCAACCUCCGAUAAACUCUCAAGCAUCGAGUCUUUUCGAUCAACAAUCCAACAUUAUUGACCUUCCUUCAGGAUCAAAACCAGAAAGACCGAAAUUCCCUCCGAAAAUUGAUUUUCUCAUGGAUGAUUUAUUAGAAGAUGUUCCAAUCAAUGAAGAAAUACAACCUGAAGAAUGUUUAAUAAAAAGUAGAACUCCAUCAAUCACAGAAAAUCCACCAUUACCUGUAGGAUCACAUCCAUCUUCAAGAAAAUCUUCAAAUGAAUUUAUUUUACCAGUCAGAAGAUUAUCGCAUGAUGUUACAGAAUCCAGAAAAAUAAUGCCUGAUUUAAGUAAAAUAGCAGAUCGUAGAAAGUCAGAUAUAGGUCAUUUCGCACCGAUAUUACCUUCAAGAAAACCAACCAGUCAAAGUGAUCAGUCACUAUUAGAAAGUAAAUCUGAAAACAUUAUUCAAGAAAUCAAUGAACCAGAAGAUAAAUCAUGUAAUGAAAUAAUCAAAAAUAUGCCUGAUUCUAAUUUAGUACCUACUGAAGAAAUUCCGGACCAAAAAGUAAAAGAAGAAAUAAUUCCUGUAAUACCUAAAGGAAUGAACAGCCAGUGGGAUGAAGAAAAAAAUGGAUUAGAUUUUGAUUCUCAACAACAAAUAGAAUCUUCUAAUCAGAUUGAAAUUGAGACUUCAUCGAAUGAUACGAAAUUAACGCCAUCUGCAACAGACCUUUCACCAUUAGAAUUGACAGAAAAAGAAAAUUUAUCUUUUAAUGCAUUUUAUGUAAAUACAACUCUGCCAACAUCUGAAUCAUUUCCUUCGUUUACUGAUGGUGAUGGAGUAGGAGAUCACGCAGAUAUUGAUGCAUACGAUACAAAACCCAUACCACCAGUGCCUGAUCCAUCGCCUUUCCAAGAAGUACCUACUGAAGAAACUUCGUUCAAUGCAGUAUUUGAAGCAUCUGAGCAAAUAACGACUACUCCGUUCGAAGUUCAAAAACCACAACAAGUAGAUGAUACAGAUCCAAUUGUAACUACAACUGCGCCUGAGCCAUUACCGGUAUUGACAGAAACUGAAAACGAUGAUGCAUUUGAUGCUUUUGCUGCAAAGUUUGACGACUCUCAAAAUGAUUGUAAUGCAUCUGGAGCGGCAUUCGAUGCAUUUGGAAGUGUUUCGGGAGGCGCUUUUGAUGAUUCAACAAUGGGUUUUGGAAACGAUGAUAACUUUGAUUCAUUUUUAUCAACACAUCAAAUCCCUGCUGCGCCACAAUCAACACCAGCUAAGGUUACGAGAAAUAAUUCUGGUGAAUCUUUGGAUGAAAACGAUUUUAACGUUUUUAUAAGACCUAAAACAGAAUCUGACAACAUUGAUCAAUCAGCCGUGCCUUCAAUAGCUCCUCCGCCAAAAAUACCAACAAGUCUAUUUCAAGAAGGAGCGCCUUCUAGAUUUAAUCCAUUUGAUCAAGAGCCCAAUGAAACGAAUUAUAAAAACCAAGUUACAUACUCUCCUCAAACUAUUCCUCAACGAACUGAUUCUCAAGAAACGCCUCCAAGUCCACUGUUUGAUGAAGAUGUCUCUCAACCCCUUGAAGAAUUUCCAAGAGUCAAUUACAACGGUGAAGGCUGGGCAAUGGAAUUAAGACAGCCAAACAAGAAAAAAAUCACUGCUCACAGAUUUUGGAAAAAAAUAUUUGUUAAAAUCACAUACCAGGGAGAAAAUCCUGUCCUACAAUUGUACAACACUAAAGAUGACAAAGAUCCUUUCCAAGAAUUACCAUUACAGCCCAGUUAUUCUGUAUCCGAUAUUGGAGCCCAACAAUACGAUCAAUAUGGUAAAAUAUUUACCGUUAAACUGUUAUACAUAUUCUAUAAAGAGAAAGCAGGAUUUAGACCAGGUCAAGUUACAAAAGCCGAAAGGCUAACUAACAAAUUGAGUCAAUUUGCAGCUUAUGCUAUUCAGGGUGAUUAUCAAGGUGUAAAAGAAUUCGGUAGUGAUUUGAAGAAAUUAGGAUUGCCCGUUGAACACGGAGCUCAAACAACGACAUUGUUAAAAUUGGGAAGUCAUAAUUUUGAAGACAUGAAACAGUUUAGUAUUUGUAUCGAAGAAGCCUUAUUUAAGCUUUCUGCUCAUCGUGAUAGAGCAUUAAAUUAUAAAGUAGAAGACGUGCAAAUCACUGCUAUUGAUGAACUAUUUGUUGACCAAAAUUCACAAGGAUCAGUACUUAAACAAAUCGCACGAGUCCGUCUGUUCUUCUUAGCGUUCAUGUGUGGAAUGCCCGAUGUUGAAUUGGGUGUAAAUGAUUUAGUUCGACAAGGCAAAGAAGUGGUCGGCCGUCACGACAUCAUUCCGGUAGUUACUGAAGAAUGGAUUCGAUUAGAAGGGGUUGAGUUCCACAAUUGUGUUCAACAAGAUGAAUACGAAAGAACAAGAACCAUAAAGUUUAAGCCUCCGGAUGCUUGUUACAUCGAAUUAAUGAGAUUUAGAGUCAGGCCACCCAAAAACCGUGAACUUCCAUUACAAUUAAAAACAACUAUGUGCAUAACGGGAAAUAAAGUGGAAUUAAAAGGAGAUGUCCUCGUGCCAGGAUUUACAAGCAGGAAAUUGGGACAAGUGCCUUGUGAAGACGUAGCCAUAAGGUUUCCCAUACCGGAAUGUUGGAUAUAUCUAUUCAGAGUAGAGAAGCACUUUAGAUAUGGAUCUGUGAAAUCUGCACACAGAAGGACGGGCAAAGUGAAAGGUAUCGAUCGAUUCCUCGGUACAAUGGACAAUCUUGAACCCCAUUUGAUCGAAGUGACAUCUGGUGAGGCCAAAUACGAACAUCAUCACAGAGCUGUAGUAUGGAGAAUGCCGAGGUUGCCAAAAGAAGGACAAGGCGCGUACACUACACACAACCUCGUGUGCCGUAUGACAUUGACGUCGUACGACCAGGUACCCGAGGAGCUGGAUAAAUAUUGUUAUGUCGAGUUCACAAUGCCGACUACUCAGGUGUCACACACCACCGUUAGGUCGGUAUCGAUUGUAAACAGCGAGAAAGAUUCACCACCUGAAAAAUACUUGAGACUGAUGGCCAGGCAUGAGUACAGGGUGGAAAUCGAACACAUACACGGACAGAUCGAAGAAAACCCAUACUUAGCGGCGACUGCAAUGCCCAGAGCCGCCCAACAUUCGUCAGAAGCUAAACUACCACCACCCCCUGCGUCUGACAGCGACUCUUCUUCUUAAAUGACAUACCAUUUAAAUAACGAAUGCUAUAGUGCUGUAUCCUGAUUGUUAUAACGUUAUAGCAUUUGUCGUAAUUCAAUUUUAGAUUGUGAUCUCUUCCUCUAAAGUUAAAUUAACUCAACAAUUGUUAAUAAUACAUACUUCAUACAAUGUACAUAAUAUAUUUAGUUUAGAUGAUUAAACGCAUUAUUGAAUAGAUACUUAAAUACGAUACUAUCACGAAAAGCACAUUAAGUAAAAUAUAUCCAAAUCCACGAGCAAGCCGAAUAAAUGACUACUCAUCACAUAAACUAUAUUUAUAUUUCAUCAACUCAACGUCGAAAACCGAAAUUUAAUAACUGUGCCGUUUGUACAAAAAUGAAAAAUUAGAAGCUUUCACGAGUCAUUUUUUUUAGUAGAUUUUUUUUUCCGUUCGUUGGCUUUUACGGUAUCGAGUUUAUAAGAUGACAAUAAUACACGUCGAUAUCAUUUUACGAUAUUUGUUACGCUCAUUUUAAACGCUUGAUGGGGUGUCUCAUUAUAAUUACUAGUGAAUUUUUGUAUUAGCUGUAACGAAUACGUGUUUAUUUAAUUUUUUUCAUAUUCUGCCCGUGUCGUACAUGUGCCAUAAUAAUUAUAAUGCCAUAGGUUUUACGUAGGUAACAAUAAUACAUAAAACAAAAACAAAAAUCUGUAAGUAUUUAUGUUAACGAAAAAUAUCCAUAUUGUAUAUUACU
This is a messenger RNA of Rhopalosiphum maidis (corn leaf aphid), 6675 nucleotides long. Its product is annotated as protein stoned-B-like. NCBI's taxonomy places the organism in Eukaryota, Metazoa, Arthropoda, Insecta, Hemiptera, Aphididae. The record is from RefSeq and is a predicted model, not a curated record. Gene Ontology annotation, cellular component: synaptic vesicle; AP-2 adaptor complex. Gene Ontology annotation, biological process: regulation of endocytosis; intracellular protein transport; clathrin-dependent endocytosis. Gene Ontology annotation, molecular function: clathrin-cargo adaptor activity.